Amphibalanus amphitrite is the source of this 2842-nucleotide messenger RNA. RefSeq names its product vang-like protein 2-B. The transcript has 5 exons. Gene Ontology annotation, cellular component: plasma membrane. Gene Ontology annotation, biological process: Wnt signaling pathway, planar cell polarity pathway; multicellular organism development; establishment of planar polarity. The record is from RefSeq and is a predicted model, not a curated record. NCBI's taxonomy places the organism in Eukaryota, Metazoa, Arthropoda, Thecostraca, Balanomorpha, Balanidae. Bases 490 to 2127 code for a protein of 545 amino acids.
AGUCCGACCGGCCGGGACGGGACGCCGGCUACCUGAUCCCACGCACGGCACGACUCGCGCCGGCCGCGCUCAUUUGAACCAGUCAAGGUUACUGACACCGGCCGCCGGGCCCGCCGCUGCCGCUGCUGUCUUCACAGCGGGCCUGUCCAGUCGACAGCCGCGCCUGCUUUCACCGGCUGCCGCUAGGGGCGCUGGCGGCAGGCGUCGUCGGCCGGCGUCUUGAGGCCGCGCAAACGAGUCGAGCGUGGUGCCAAGAGGGGAUCGUAGGUGAGCUGUGGUGCAGGUGUGUGGUGUUUCACCACUAGAUUGGUGCCGGUGGCCGGUGGUGUCGAUGCGAGCUUGGACCGGUGGAGUGGUGCCCGUCACUCGUGGUUCAAAGUUGUGAAAGUUUCGUCUGCCGAUUUUGCUAUCGAGGGGAGCGAGGAAGGACGCCUCCGGAGGCCGCCAUAUCACCGCUGCCAGCCGGCGGCGGCGGCGUCUCAUGUCUGAAUGCUGGACGUGCUCCACGGCUCUGAGGGCGGCGGUGGCGGUCACUGGGCAGCCAUGGACAGCGCGGGGGGAUCCGCGCGCAGCUCCACCUCAGAGAAUGCCGGCGGUGGCGGCAGGUCCAACGGCAGGCCGCCGCACCACGGCUCCACGCGCUCUGGACGCCAUAAACACUCGCGCCUGGACGACUCCGUGGACGUAUCGGCGGCAGUGACGGCCCCAGAGCCCGGGCCGGACGUGCUCGAGGUGCAGAUCGUGCCGCAGGACUCGUGGGCCGACACGACGGCCGUCACGGGCAACACGUCCGACGUGUCGACGUCUGUGGACGAGUUCCGAGUGCUGCACUCUCCGGAGCGGACUCUGCGCGCCCGCUGCCGCCGCCGGCUGCUGGCCGCGCUCGCCGGCUGUGUGUGUGGGUUCGCGCUGCUCUCCCCGGUGGUGAUGGUAGUGCUGCCACGGGUGGGCGCGCUAGACCUCUCUCCAUCUCAACUGCAGUGCGGCGCCGAGUGCGACGGAGCGCUGAUCGCGUUCGCGUUCAAGCUGCUGAUCCUGGUUGCGGGCGGGUGGGCGGUGUUCGUGCGGCCCGCGCGCGCCACCCUGCCGAGAGUGUUCGUGCUGCGUGCCGCAGUGCUGACGCUCACGUUUGUGUUCACGUUCAGCUACUGGCUGUUCUUCUUUGUACGUGUUCUGGAGGAGCGGCACACGCUGCAGCUGUACACGCUGACCGUGUUCGCCGGCUCGCUGGUGGACACUCUGCUGUGGACGCACUACCUGGCCGUGCUGCUGCUCGAACUACGUCACGCGCAGCCGCAGUACGCCGUGCGCGUGGUGCGCAGUCCGGACGGUGAGUCGCGCCUGUACCCGCUGGGAGCGCUCAGCGUACAGCGCGCUGCUGCAUACGUACUGGAGCGCUACUACGCCGACUUUGCCGUCUACAACCCGUACCUGGAGCGGCUGCCCACCAAGUCGGCCUCGAGGAAACCCAGCAGCGUCACCAGCUACAAGUUCUACGACGUGGACGGCUCGACGGCCGGCUCGACCAUACAGACCCCUGCUCGGGUGCUGCCGGCCAGCCGGCGGAAGGACGGCUCCCACAACGAGCGGUUCCACGAGGAGUACGAGUACGAGCGGCGGGUGAAGAAGCGCCGCUCCCGGCUGGUCACCGCCGCAGAGGAAGCGUUCACGCAUAUCAAACGGCUGCAGGACGAGCACGGUCCGGCGAUGCCGAUGGACCCGCACGAGGCAGCGCAGGCCAUCUUCCCGACGAUGGCCCGGCCGCUGCAGAAGUACCUGCGCGUCACGCGCCAGCAGCCGCGCCACACCAUGGAGGCGAUCCUGGCGCACCUGGCGCAGUGUCUGGCGCACGACCUGGCGCCGCGCGCCUUCCUCGAGCGCUACCUGGCGCCGGCGCCAGUGCUGGAGUCAGAGCGCGAGCGGCGGCCGGUGCAGAGCUGGGCUCUGGUGAGCGAGACGCCGCUGUCUCGUGCCGCCGCCGACGGCGUGGUCUUCCAGCUGCGACAGCUGGAUGUGUCGCUACUCUGCACCGUGGUGAAGCUGCCUCACUUCAACAUCACAGAGGAGAUCAUAGACCCAAAGUGUAACAAGUUCGUGCUGCGGCUGAACAGUGAAACGUCCGUAUAGCAUGAGAAGGUUGGUGUGUCGUUAGUGUGCUGGGUCAGGUCUCCACUUCUCGUGCUUGUGACAGCGCAGAAGACUCGUCCAACUAUGCAGCAAGAGUGCUGUGCAGAACACUCGGGACCACGACAGCUCGCGUCACGCCCGCGCCAUGUGUGACAUGUUACUCGUGAAGUGUAAAAUGUUUGUGCUCAACCCCCAUUCCACCGUAUGUUUGCGACUGAUGCUGUAUUUUGGUCAUGUGUAGUCACCUCUUACGCUGCCGAUUCCGUCCCAUCCUGUUAUUAGCAUAACUGCGUGUGAGCUCGGCUCGGGACUCAGCUCGCAUAGCAGCUGGUUGGUUAUCUUCCAACGAGACAGUGAUUGGAAGACGAAAAGACGCGUGUUAGGGUGUGGCGGCUCGGUUUGCAUGGCUGCGUUGCGACUGAUCGGGGUUCGAUAUGUUCUCACGGAAUCAUGGUCACGAGUGGACCCACUGGCCGGUGCGAGGUUCCACCCCGCGGCUGGAUAAGACUCCUGUUUUUCACCGACUGACACUGUGACUGGCGAGGGACCUCCCUCCGUGUUCCGACGUAUGUAAUUGUUGCCGUCCGUUCGUAGUCGUACGAUAUGUGUCAGCUCUGGAUUGUGUAACUACGCGACAUUUCACGUGGCCAAAUGGUAUUACGAAUGUUUGCCUCGAGUCUCAAUCAACUACUGUUUUUUAUAUUGUUACCUGGUU